Messenger RNA from Lizanozyma spartinae, 2916 nucleotides. It is a transcript of the gene PIKA, whose product is annotated as 1-phosphatidylinositol 4-kinase. Lineage: Eukaryota; Fungi; Ascomycota; Pichiomycetes; Serinales; Debaryomycetaceae. The transcript has a single exon. The record is from RefSeq and is a predicted model, not a curated record. Gene Ontology annotation, cellular component: membrane; cytoplasm. Gene Ontology annotation, biological process: phosphatidylinositol-mediated signaling; phosphatidylinositol phosphate biosynthetic process. Bases 1 to 2916 code for a protein of 971 amino acids. Gene Ontology annotation, molecular function: 1-phosphatidylinositol 4-kinase activity.
AUGACUCAUACCGACUACAAGAAAGUAUAUGAUGAGAUUCAAUCAACAGAAUUUGAUACCUUUCAGUGUAUUAUUUACUUGAAGAGGUAUUGCCAUGUACUAGGAAUUCAUCAUGCCUUAGUUAAAAAGUUGAGUACAUUCACAUAUGAUGAGUUAGAAUUUUAUAUUCCCCAGUUCAUUCAGCUAAUUGUCAACUAUGAGACCGAUUCAAUGGCAUUAGAAGACUUUCUAAUGGAUUAUAGUUCAAGGUACCCUCAUUUUAGUUUGGUUGUGUUCUGGAAUCUACAAGCUUACAUUUUUGAGCUUAGGAAUGAACCUGAAUCAUAUCCCUUUCAAAUUGUUAGAAGGUUUGUUAAUAAAUUACAGGAUCUACUCUUCAAUCCUGAUGCUCCAAUAAGAAAAGCCAUUGAAUUUCGUGAAAACCUCCAACCAGCUUUGGUUUUAUGCGGAGCAAUUGCAGCCGCAUUCGCUUUGCCAGGUUUAACUGAUCACGCUCUACCUUUAAUUCGAAGUCAGGCCAAACAACAGAAAUCAUUUGUAUUCAAGCUUGCAAACUUUCAGAAGACUUUGACUAAAAAUUUAACAUUGAAGAACCAAAGUAUUUCUCAUGAAACCACAUCUUUAUCUGAUGACGAGAGUUCCUCUAGAAACCAAAAAAAUGAUAAUAUCAAUACAUUGUUACAGAGAUCGGCAUCCGUUUCAAGAAUUGGCAAUAGAAAGGAAAGCUUCCAUGACGGCAGAAGAUCGACUCUGAGCGUGUUUUCCGACGAUUCAGAAUUCUAUACUACUGAUGACGAAUUAGAGCCUAGGAACGAACAAGAAUUAACCAAGAUGAUGUCUGAAAUGAGUUUAAGCAAAAGUCACACAGCUAAAGCGUUCAAUGAUUUGGAAGAAAAUUUGCGUAUAAAUACCCUAAUAAAGUCCAAAAAGAGCAUAAGAGCCAAAACGGUAACAGGUUUUGUCAAAACAAUUUCUACCAUCAACCAAAGUACUCAAUCACUUCCGGAUUUAACCAAGGACACACAAUCUUCAAAGAUUUUGCCUUCGACAGAGUCAGAGAGCUCCCUUGUCUACCACACGCUGUCUACAGAAUACGACUACCGUAAAUCAGCGGAUGGCGCCCUAAAUGCCUUAAAUGCUCCAACUUACCAUAACUUGCUCAAAACUUUGCAAGUGAAUUAUGCAAAGAAGGAAACAAGUUUUAUUUUAGCUUUACAGAACAUCUCAUUAAGAUUGUCACAAGUUCCAAAAGAGGCCCGUCUAUCUGCAUUACGUGCUGAACUUUUAUUGGUUAACGAGACUUUGCUUCCUUCUGAAAUUGAUAUUCCACAACUUCUUCCGAAGACAAGCAGUAAAAACAAAUAUCACAAGAUCUUGCGUUUGAGUGUUAAUGAUGCAUGUGUAUUAAACUCUGCUGAAAGAGUACCAUUCUUAUUACUAAUUGAAUAUUUAAGCGAUGAGCUUGAUUUUAAUCCAUUUAGUGAUUACAAUCAAAAAAUUAUAUUGAAUAAACAAAAUGGGGUUAGAGAUGCAAAACAAUUGAUUGAAGGGUCCAACAACAUUCAAACAGAUUCUUAUAAACGUUCUCCUUUGACAAAUACCGCUUCCAUGGCAGCUAACGAUUCCAUAUACCAAGAAUCAGAAACUGACUUAGGGGAUUUACCAAUGGUUUCUGGUCUGUCCCAAAACUUAAACAAGUUGGCAAUUUUUGAGGGAAACAUAUCAACACCAAAUUCACCAAGAUCUGAAUUCAGUGAGAAGGGAACAAAUUCAAAUGAAACACUGACAAAAGUAUUGGCCGACCAGAUGAGAAUUGCUUCUGUAAUGCUACAACAGUUAGAAAGUUCAGGGCAAGCUAAUUCUGAACAGUCCAUUGCAAUCAAGAACCGUAUUGUUCAAUCGAUGAUUUCUUUACAGGACCAAUUUGAGUUCAUUAAUUACGAGAAGUUAAAUGAAUUAAGAGGCGAGUCUGAUGAUGCUGGCGAUAGAAAAAUGGAGAAUGACUUUAUGGUAAGUGAAGAUUGGAAGAUGAAGAAAGCACGAAUCCGGCAAUCUAGUAUAUAUGGCCAUUUGAAAAACUGGGAUUUAUGCUCAGUAAUUGCCAAGAAUGGUGAUGAUUUACCUCAAGAAGCAUUCGCUUGCCAAUUAAUUACUUUGAUGUCUAGUAUCUGGAAGAAGCACAAUGUUGAAUUCUGGACCAAAAGAAUGAAGAUCUUAAUCACUAGUUCGAAUACUGGUCUCGUGGAAACAAUUAAUAACUCCAUGUCCAUUCACUCAAUCAAAAAGUCAUUGACCGAGAUGUCAAUCAAGCGAGGAGAAAACCUACGUGGUCGUAUUUUUACUCUCAAAGAUUACUUUGAGGGCAUAUUUGGUCCACCUGAAGGAACUCGUUAUAGGAAGGCACAAGAUAAUUUUACAACGAGUUUAGCUUCGUAUUCGAUAAUUUGUUAUAUUCUACAAAUUAAAGAUAGGCAUAACGGGAAUAUUAUGGUGGACAAUGAAGGCCACAUUAUACACAUUGACUUUGGGUUCUUAUUGUCCAACUCACCUGGUAGUGUGGGGUUCGAAGCUGCACCUUUCAAGUUAACUGCUGAAUAUGUGGAAUUGAUGGGUGGAGUCAACAGCCCUGUAUAUGCCAAAUUCUUGAGAGUGUGUAAGGAUUGUUUUAGAACUUUAAGAAAAGAGGGAGCACAAAUUGUCAAUAUAGUAGAGCUUAUGCAGAAGGAUUCAAGCUUACCUUGUUUUAACAAUGGAGAUAAUACGAGUGUUCUUUUGCAACAAAGACUACAAUUAGAUCUUGCUGAUGAAAAUAUAGAUGAAUUUGUUGAAACUGCAUUAGUUGGGAAAAGUAUCGGCAGUAUGUACACAAGAUUGUACGAUCAGUUUCAAAUGAUAACACAGGGUAUAUAUAGCUGA